Messenger RNA from Castor canadensis (American beaver), 2820 nucleotides. Lineage: Eukaryota; Metazoa; Chordata; Mammalia; Rodentia; Castoridae. The record is from RefSeq and is a predicted model, not a curated record.
CUCUUUAAUCCCCUUUCCCUAUAUAUUUGUUUCUUACAGUAGCUCUACCAUGUAUACUUAAAAUCAAUCUUAAAAGAAUCCAAAUAUUUUAAUAUACCACUCAAAUUUUUUAGUUUUACCCGAUUCGUUUUAAACGGUCAUUAACAAUUAUCUAAAUGUUUGGCCAAAAUUGUAGGUAUAGCUUACAUCAAUUCUUGAGGUAAACAGUGCUUUCCUUAAGUUUUCUACUACUGUUUGAACAUUCUCCUUUGUUUAAACUUACUUCUCCAUACAAUACUACUGAGGUUUGUCACUGACCUUGUUUGUUACCCCAUCUUCAGUCAUUUGCCCACCUUCUUCCUAUAUUGAAAAACCACAUACAUAUUGGUUUCUCAGUCUUCUUACCAUUAGGGCAUGGCAAAUGGAAGUCAUAAGACUUCUGUGAAAAGUGUGCUUGCCUAAACAAGAGAUGAGGGGCAAACUUCCACUUGUCUUCUAUAGCUCUGUGAGAAUGUGAUGCCUGGGGCAGAAAAUGCCACCUGCCAACCAUGAUAGAACAAGUUUAAGUCCAAAGGUCAGCACACUAAAGAUAGUCAAGCUUAAAGAUGGGAAGCACUGGAUCCUUGAUAAUCUCAUUGUGCAGGUAAAUUGCUAGCCAUGGAAUUCUCCAAUUCUUUUUCAUAGAUUUCAAACCAAGACUAAAAGAUCUAUAUGGUUCAAAGUCAAUGUUCAUCCUACUAUACCACGUUCCUAGAAUGAAAGAAUGAGUCUUGAAGGAAAACAUAUAAAGUGGCAAUGGCAGACUCAAAAUUCAAAAUGACCUCCUACAAUUGACCAGCACAAAGUAUUUGUAUUAGGCAGCCCUGGAGAAGACACAAGCAUGCAUAUAGGCCAGAGAGGGAGAGACUGAAAAGAGGACAAGAAAAGGGACAGUUCUAGAGAAAGAGAUGGGAAGGGAUGAUCAUGGACACAUCUGGAGGGGAUUGCUCUUGAAAAGAAGGAAAGACAUUUCUUCCUCCGAGAUAGAGUAAAUAAGGAGUUAUUGAGGAAAAUAUGGGAUGUAGAGGGAGUUAGCAGCCAUGACUUUCCACUAUCCCUUCAAAUUGAAAGCACAGAACUGACAGACAAGCUCUAAAAACAGGCAGUCUUUGGUUGUUCACAGUAUCUAAAAAUUUAAAAGGUCCACCCAAAAGGAAAACUGUAUUAUUUACAUUUUUAAUUCCACUUCUACAAUUUUGGGACCCUUGACAGAUUAUCCAACUGGGGAAAGAUGAAGCUAUCUGUUUGUGGUGCUGGGGACCCAAUCCAUGGCCUAGAACAUGCUAGGCAAGCGCUCUACCACUGAGCUACAACCCCAACCCUCCAAAGCCACUUCGAUCCUGCAGUUUGCACUUACAAAUUCUGGCAAGGUACCACGUUAUUCGGGACAGUUUCUUACAUAAAUAAUUGUGAUUACCACUGCCACAGUAAUAAGGAAAGAACUGAAGCAGGCACGAAAACAGCAAGUACUGUAAGAAUUGUUAAGCAGUAGCAACAACUGAGAAUACAAGAAAUUUGAGAAGUUUUGAGCUUAAAAAGCUCUUCUCCAUUUUUGUCCUUUUUAAAUAAAACAAAGGGCUUGUACAAUACCGGAUUUAAAAACUGCAGUGUGCAAUUUAAGCUAACACCCUUUCUCGUGCCCAUUUCGUGAUACCUUACAUUUAUAAGGUCUUCUGUUUUAAAAGGAAUACAACACCUCCCAGUUCUUUCACUGGAUUCACAAAGCUCACACCUUUGCCUGAGAAGUUCGGAGACCAAAGAUUUAUUACAAGGAAAGCUAUUAAAGGUUGAGAUGAACAAUCUUUGAAAUCACAGGCACCAUUCCUCUGCUCUGCAGGAGUUCCCGGGGUCAAGGGAUCCUGGGGACUCCCUCCUCCAGGUAAGCAGAACCCCCUGGCCUCUGGAUAACAAGCCUUUGCUUUGUAAGUCCACAGGCCGAGUUAUCGGGUGAUCUUCCCGGCUGGAAAACUAAAAACUUUGCAAGAAGGUCGAAAUGAGGAAGAAGAGGAAGCAACCAACGCAGGCGGGUGACCCACCCACCCACCUACUGGGGAAGGCUCGCAGGGCGAAACUUCCGGGGCCGGGAGGGGUGCGGAAGGCGGCGGGCACAAGACCCGCACCCGCUGCCUGGGAGCGGCGGCCCUGCGCGGCCGGGGGCCAGCCGGAGGCCUUCGAGGGGGCGCGAGCCGGGGCGGGGACCAAGACCCCCGCGGCCCGGGGCGGCGGCGGGGAAACGCCGAGGAAGCUUAGCCCAGCAGGAGACGCGAAGCCCGCUUCCUCACUCACCUGCCGGACGCUCGCCCCGCGACCAGAAGCACGGGGACCGCCUGGGCGCUUCCCCUCCCGUGGGACGCAGCCCCUGCCGCCGCCGCCGCCGCCGCCGCCUGAGCCACAGGACCCGCGAGUCGAGGAUGGUACCGGAGCGGGCAAAGCGGCGACCGGCCCCGAGAGCAGGGACGCGUACAUAAGGGGCACCGGGAAGGCACCUCCGUGCUUCGCCUUCCUCACCGGUAGCCGACAGCGCCUCCCGGGAACAGCAUCGCGCCAGCCUCGGCCCGCUGCUCCCGGGCCUUAGCCCGAAGCUCCCCCCGAGCAGCGGCCGGGUUUCCGGCGGCCACACCCCGCCCCCUCUCUACUUGGCUUCCGCCAUCUUGCUGGAGGCGGGAAGGACGCAGUGCGCAGACGCGAGCGAAGAGUGCGCCGUCAACUCCAGAAGAGGGAGAAGAUAAUUUACCAGUGAAUACCCAAUGCUUAGCAUCAUGCCUGGCAAGGAUGGCCACUCAGUAAAUCAACAAAUGUCAG